This is a messenger RNA of Synchiropus splendidus (mandarinfish), 4476 nucleotides long. It is a transcript of the gene lingo1a, whose product is annotated as leucine rich repeat and Ig domain containing 1a. Gene Ontology annotation, cellular component: plasma membrane. Bases 518 to 2365 code for a protein of 615 amino acids. The record is from RefSeq and is a predicted model, not a curated record. Lineage: Eukaryota; Metazoa; Chordata; Actinopteri; Syngnathiformes; Callionymidae. The transcript is spliced from 2 exons. Gene Ontology annotation, molecular function: protein binding.
CUAACGCAGAGCGCGAGAGAGAGGGAGAGACGCACACACUCGAGCAGGACACCGGACAGGGUGAGCUCCGGUGAUCACCCCUCUCUCGCCAGCCUAUAGUCUGACUGACGACAGCCAGUCGCACCGAACUGCGAGUGGAGCGAGAACUGAGCGUGGGAGUGGAGCGCUCUCCUCCUGCGUUUCCCUGAUCCUCUCCUCUCAUUACCGGACGCGUCUUUAGCGCACAGGGAGUUCCGUCACCGAGGGAGUAUCAACCAUCCCGCUGCUUGAUUCUUCAUUUUUUUGGGUGGAUGGUACCGAGGAUCCCUGCGUGACAAUAGCCGCCGGAAAAGCCGAGUUGGAACAUUAGAUCCUGCUCUUUUUCUUCCCGUGCUGUCUCGUCAAAAGGAUGGACUUGAGAUAGUACGUCUCUUCAUUGUGCGCGCGUGUGUUCGAGCUGGUGACUGGGAGUUGCCGUCGGGGAGAAAUGCGAAAGGAUGCUCGGCAGCUGUAGCGGCUACAGCAGGUAACCGACAAGAUGGCGGCUGGGGAAGCGACUGGGCACAGCUACCUGGUGGCUUGCUGGCAGCCCAUUUUGAUCCUGAUGUUGGGCUAUGUCCUGUCCAGCUCCACCACAGGAUGUCCGUCCCGCUGUGAGUGUAAUGUUCAAGAGCGUUCGGUGAUGUGCCACCGCAAGAAGCUUAUGACUGUCCCCGAGGGCAUCCCUGCAGAAACACGGUUGCUGGACCUCAGCAAGAACCGCAUCAGAACCAUCAAUCCGGACGAGUUUACCAUCUUCUCCAAUCUUGAGCAUCUGGAGCUGAGUGAAAACACGAUCUCGUCUAUUGAGCCUGGGGCAUUCAACAACCUUUACGGAUUGCGGACACUUGGGUUGCGCAGCAACAAACUGAAGCUAAUCCAGCUCGGCGUUUUGACAGGUCUGAGCAAUCUUACUCACCUGGACAUAAGUGAAAACAAAAUUGUCAUCCUGUUGGACUACAUGUUCCAGGAUCUGUACAACCUCCGGUCAUUAGAGGUGGGAGACAACGACCUGGUUUUUAUCUCUCACCGUGCUUUUCAUGGCCUCAGUAGCCUUGAGAACCUCAGUCUGGAGAAGUGCAACUUGUCAUCUGUGCCCACUGAGGCUUUCACCCACCUGCACAGUUUGAUCACGCUUAGGCUCCGCCACCUCAAUAUUAACAUCAUACGGGAUUAUUCUUUCAAGCGUCUGUACCGGCUUAAAGUGUUGGAAAUUGCUAAUUGGCCGUAUUUGGACAUGAUGACUCCAAAUUGCUUGUACGGAUUAAAUCUCACGUCCCUGACCAUUGCUAAUGCAAACUUGACCACGAUUCCUUAUAUAGCCCUGAGGCAUUUGGUCUAUUUGCGAUUCCUUAACCUUUCUUACAACCCUAUUCAUACCAUUGAGGGAAAUAAGCUCCACGACCUUCUGCGCCUGCAGGAAUUUCACCUGGUCGGAGGAAGACUGGCAAUGAUCGAGCCUUACUCCUUCAGGGGUCUUAACUACCUGAAAAUUCUAAAUGUCUCUGGGAAUUCACUUUCCACUCUGGAGGAGUCGGUGUUUCACUCAGUCGGUAACUUGGAAACGCUUGCCUUGCACGAUAACCCUUUGGCCUGUGACUGCCGCUUAUUGUGGGUUUUCCGGCGACGCUGGAGACUCAACUUUAACCGGCAGCAACCCACGUGCGCUUCUCCAGAGUUUGUUCAAGGGAAAGAAUUCAAGGACUUCCCUGAUGUCCUGCAGCCCAACUACUUCACUUGCCGCAAGUCCAGGAUUAGAGAUCGUAAACCCCAGCAGAAAUUUGUUGACGAGGGAGCCAUUGUUCAUUUCACUUGCCAAGCAGAUGGUGAUCCAGCGCCUGUGAUCAUGUGGACCUCCCCUCAGAGAAGGUUCAUCACCACAAAAACAAUUGGAAGGCUCUCUGUCUUGCCAGAUGGAACCCUGGAGGUGCGCUACGCACAGAUUCAGGACAAUGGUACGUACGUGUGUAUAGCUAGCAAUGCUGGAGGAAACGACACGUCUCUUGCCCAUCUGCACAUUCAUAGUUACUCGCCCGAUUGGCCACACCAGUCCAACAAGACUUUUGCCUUCAUCUCCAACCAGCCCCCAGAAACCGGGGGGAACGGGACACGGGCCAAUGUCCCUUUCCCAUUUGACAUAAAGACACUGAUCAUUGCGACCACGAUGGGUUUCAUAUCAUUUCUUGGUGUUGUCUUGUUUUGCUUGGUACUGCUAUUUCUCUGGAGCAGAGGAAAAGGAAACACAAAGCACAACAUUGAGAUUGAGUAUGUCCCACGGAAAUCGGACGCUGGCAUGAGCAGCAGCACCGUGGAUGCGCCACGCAAGUUUAACAUGAAGAUGAUUUAAUGGGCAUCAACAAAAAUAAGGAACAAACAAAAAAUGUUUUUCUUUCGUCUUUUACAAACUUCUGGAUCCUGGUCUCUUCAGAAAGAGUAAUGUUUGUUUUCCCCAAACUACUGCAGCUGUGAGCGCAAUUCCUGACUUUCAAAUUAAUGGAGGAAUGGAAGUGUCAUCGAUUUUGUUAAAUACAUUCCUCUUUCUGCUUAUUUAUUAUGGAAACACAAUGACAAAGAUUAAUCUUCAAUUAACCCAGAACACAGGAAUAAGGUAUGGAUCACUGAAUUUCUUAUUUAUUAAUUUGUUUUUGUUUUCUGUUUUAUUUUAUUUUAUUUUUUUUCUUUGAGUCUUGUAAGUUAGAGCACAUUUCAACAGCACUUUUACAAUUGACGUUCCCAAUACUAGCUGUGAAUGUUAUGUGGUACAGAGAUGUCUGUUGGUCACACAGUUAUUUCUCUGUGGUUAUUGUCCAAAUACUCAAUGAAAUAAUUUCGAUAUUGUUCAAAAACACUAUGAGACAGGAGUCCAUGUUGAAUCACCGUGUAAGGAAGAAAUUUGUCAGGACCAAAGGAUUUAGUGUAAUAAGAGAUUCUGUUGGUUUUUUUAGUGGAAUCCAUAAAUAAACUUUCUUUCAAUUAAAGGUCACAACUUACGGCACACAUGCCGUCAGAUGUGUACACAGUCAUCCAUGAGAGAUUCAGUAUAGGAGGGCAGUCUGAAAGUUAAGACAACCCAUAGUUGCUUUGCUAUUGGCACUGGUCUACAGCUGUCUUUAGGCACGUCUCCAGGCUGCUGUUUGAUGUUCUCGAGAAAAUGCCAUGUCCACCGAUUACAUCUGAUAUUGACUACUACACUGUAAAGUAAAUCUUCUGAAAGAAUUGGAUCAUUAAAGUAAAUUCAAAUGAAAUAUCUUACAAUUGAUUAUUGAUAAAAUGUAGUUGGGGAGUAAAUGUUCUUGGAAUAAUUUAUGUAGAUUAUUAUUUUAUUCCAUUUUUUUUCCACAAGCUGAUGGCAUCACAGUGUUCCAAUGACUCAAUUGAUAAGUUUUCAAAUUUGCAAUGUUAUAUAUAAGCAUUUUCUUGUGAUCCACAUCCAGAAUGAGUCAUUGUGGUGCUCACUCUUCAUUGGAUAAUGUGCUCCCUGUAUUUGUUCUCUCUGUCACAUUCUAGAUUGAUUUUCUGUGUUUUGUGGUGCGUCUCCAUGCUAUAUCUAUGUUACCUUUCAAGUUGGGUGAAAAAGAAGAAUCAACAUAUGUAUGCUCCCAGUUGGUCAUACAGACCUAAACACAAGGUUAUAAGCCUUACCAUUUGAAGUGCACACUGUGGACAGCUGGACUUCACAGACCUGCGUGUGAGUUAUGAAUGAUGGAUGACAUUACCGGAGACGGCACAGUAAUGGGCUGAAAGUAAGGACUGAAAUGCAGAUGGCUGGAGUGACACAGAUGGUUUCACCCAUGGAGCAAUCUGACAUGGCUUUGGUCUAAUCCUUUUAGCGUAAAAGGGGGGGAAAAGAGAAUAUCAGUGGCUAUGGCUCGUGGAUCGCCACGUUGCUGAUUGUGAACGCUCUCUUUGUUCAAAAUGUGGCUACUGUAUCUAGCCGUUUGUGGUCCAGAGUGAACCGGGGAUUUAUUUUUUAUUUUACUUUCUUCCCCGUUUUAUUAUUAUCAUUUGUUUUGGGAGCCUGGACUAUACUGGUCAUGUAGUCCAACAACUUUUUACAAAAGGAAAAAAAAUGAUAUCAACAAAAAAAAAAAGUCUAUGGAAAAAAAUACAUUCAAAUUGUUCUGUGCAAUAAAAGUAAUAUGCAGAUUUUCUUUUUUUUUUUAAUUAACAAAAAUUUGUUGGUGUUGAAAUGUUCAGAAUAUGGUAUGUUGUAUUAAACUAUCUAUGGACUUUUUAAACACAAUAGUGUCUUAUUUUAAUGCAUCUACUACUGUUGUAAAACACUGAGAUGGUUUGGGGUGAAGUGCAACUAAAAGGCAGUGCACUGGUUGGCAAGACAGAUCAGCCCUUUCCUCUUUCAUCCUCUGACAGUUCCACUGAAGAAGAAGUCUGCCAGGCCUCCAAUAGUUUUUUUAAACACAGUGGCUAGGUUGUCUAUUUGAUGCUAUUCAGUGUAUA